CUUUCGCAACACCCCACCACCACAUCCACCAAAAUGUUCAAGAAGAAGCCCCAGAUCAAGCCGCUUGCCCCGCUUCGCUCGUCCGAUCGCCGCAAGACUGCCGACGCCAUCAUAUCGCAACUGGCCUUGGAGGUCCCCGUCAACAAUGCCGCCGAUCCCGAGGACAAGGCUGCUGCUACGGCAGGCCUCACGGCUCUGAGGAACUCACUGCUGCCCGACAAUGCAAACUCGGCGCGAUUCACCACCACCGCCGGCUCGGACCUGCGCAAAGUCUCGGGCACCGUCUACGUCGGCGCUCACCCCGGAGAGGAGCUGCGCAUACUCUGGUUCAAGCUCGAGGACAAGAUGUACCCGACCGUAUACACUUUGUGGCGCAAUCCAGGCAUGCUACCCUUGCUACACACUCCAUCCUUCGUUGUGGAGAAGUUACAAGGCGGCGCGGAUCUUAUGACACCAGGCCUCCAAAACGGCCCGCCUUUCCCCGAGAAGGCCAAGAAAGGCGCAAUUGUUGCGAUAGCCAGUUUGGAGUCGCCGACGGUGCCAGUGGCAGUGGGGACGUGCGAAAUAGAUGUCAGCGCCUUGAAAGAGGUUCGUGGCGCUAGGGGCCAUGCCGUGCGGACGGAACAUUGGUACCAGGAUGAGUUGUGGUCCUGGAGUACUUCGGGGAACCCCGGCGCGGCGCCUCCCCCUGAACUUGAGGGAUGGUACUCCAAGGAAGGUCUAGAGGAGCUCCAGGCCAAACUGGAGGCCGCCGACCUCGAGGAUGAUGAGGAGGGAGAAGGCGCUGGUGGCGUGACUCUAGAGUCGGGUCCGGCUGAUGAACACCAGCCGGCUGAAGGAUUGGAUGGUGAAGAGCCACCAGUAGAAGAGGUGGCGGCGCAUGAGGAUGACAGAGAAUUGACGACCAAAGAGGUUGACGAGGCUUUCCGGAAGGCGUUCAUUUACGGCGUUUACCAUCACAAGGAAACCAACAAGUCUCUCCCCAACUACGGUCUCUCCUUCCCUCUCUCUCAGUCUCAUGUCAUGGCCAAUCUUGUUCAACCGUUCCUUCCUGCUUUUACUCCUGCGCAGAGCGCUUCUCUCCAGAUCAAAAAGACCUCGUUCAAGAACAUCAAGAAGUUCAUCAAGUCCUUGGAUAAGUCACGGCUCAUCAAAUCCAAAGACCGCGACGGCAACGAGGUUGUCAUCCUAGACAUUGACUUUGAGGACCAGACAUUCAAGGAUUUCAAGCCAUACCGUCUACCAAAGAAGGAGACCGCAGCAGGAACUAGUCAGGGCCGCGGGGGCAAGGCGACAACCACUAGCGAGGGCGGCGACGCAUCAGUCGGACAGAAGCUGAAGAAAGUCGAGCUCUUCAAGCCCAAGGAAAAGCUGUCUCCCGUCUUCAGCACCGGGAGCGCCGACCCCCGCGGGCUCUACACAGCCCAAGAAAUCCGUCCGAUCGUGACGAGCUACAUCGAGGGCGAAAACCUCAUCUCGCCCACCAACAAACGCAUGGUAACGUUGAACCCGAUCCUCGCGAACGCUGUCUUCGAUGGUACCGGGCGCAACGACAAGGAAGUCUUAGCUAAGGGCACCAUCCCCCGCGACGCACUGAUCGAACGGGUCCUCGCGUCCUGCGCACCUUACUACGCGAUCCUGCGGCAGGAUGAGAGCAUCGAGACAGCGAAGCCGCGCUCGGGCGGCGCACCGCGCGUGCACAUCGUGCUUGAGACGCGGUCGGGCAACAAGACGGUCACCAAGGCCAGCGGCGUCGAGGCGUACUUCAUCCACCCGCAGGCGCUGGCCGAUGAGCUGCGCAAGACGUGCGCGAGCUCGACGAGCGUCGAGAAGCUUGUUGGUAGUAGCCCCAAGAAUCCCGUCAUGGAGAUUAUGGUGCAAGGCCCGCAGAAGGAUGCCGUGCUUAAGGCGUUAGAGAAGAGGGGCGUGCCGAAGGGGUGGGUCGAUAUUACGGAUAAGACGAAGAAGAAGAAAUAGAUGUGUUUGUUGGGAGUUUGGAUAGGGAAUGAUACCAAGGCGAGUUGUAGACCGUGCUUGGGUAAAAUGAACUUGCUUGGUCGCAUCCACUUUCUUUGGGAUGGACGCGCAAGGAUGGUCCCUAAUGGCUAGUUGCUGUAGCUAAUAGUAUGCAACUGCGCGGUAAAGUAUGGUACCUUGAUUUGGCACCUGAGCCUGG
Molecule: messenger RNA, 2176 nt
Organism: Aplosporella prunicola CBS 121167
Lineage: Eukaryota; Fungi; Ascomycota; Dothideomycetes; Botryosphaeriales; Aplosporellaceae
Exons: 3
Coding region: 34-1977 (647 amino acids)
Biological process (GO): translational initiation; formation of translation preinitiation complex
Molecular function (GO): translation initiation factor activity
Source: RefSeq, a predicted model, not a curated record